AUGCCGGCAGUACGCCACCAGAAUCCAGGCCGUAGUUUGUACAACGUACCGAGUACUGCGUUACGUUACGACAUCCGUAGAGCACUAUUCUACGGUGGACUCAACGCCAGCAUUGCAGCACAGGUGUCCAGCAGAGCAUCGGGCGGCAAACUCGUCUCGAUCCUGGACAAGUCGGGUCGCAGCGAAACGAAGCAACGCAGCUCUGCUGUCAUGUCACCAUCGCGCACAGAAGCAGCCGACCGUCUUCGCGUCGUUGUCGUCGGCGCAGGACUGGGCGGUCUCGCCGCUGCUAUUGCGAUUCACCGGACUGGGAUUGCCGACGUACAAGUGCUCGAAGCUGCGUCCAAGCUCGGUGAGCUGGGGGCCGGGAUCCAAGUCAGCCCGAAUUGCUCGCGCCUCUUGAUCCGAUGGGGCGUCGGCAAGUACCUCGACGACAAGGUGGUUUUGCCCAGGUACGGCAGAGUCGUCCGAUGGCAGAACGGCGAAGUGCUGAGCCAGGCGCCUAUGAUGCCGCAGAUUCAGGAGAAAUACGGCUUUCCGCACUGGCAUGUGCACCGUGCGGAUCUACACGAAGCGUUGAGGAAGACAGUGGAGGAUUUAAAAAUCCCUAUUCUGAUCAAUGCCAAGGUCGUCGCUGCAGAUGUCGACGAGGCCAGCGUCUCGUUGCAUACUGGCGAGAAAAUUGACUGUGAUUUCAUUGUUGGUGCUGAUGGGCUACGGUCGACGAUGCGCGAGGUGGUGCUGCAGGGCGAGGAAGCAGCGCCGCCUUUUGUGACUGGCGACUAUGCCUAUCGAUUUACCGUGCCUACAGAAGACAUGGCGGAUGACCCUGUGCUAGCGGACUGCGUCAAGGUGCCCAUGGCCAUUGGGUGGUGGGGGCCGCGAAUGCAUGUUGUGGGAUACAAGUUGCGGAGUGAAACCAUCUUCAACGUCGUCGCUGUCUUCCCCGACGACGGAACCAUGGACAAUACCUACAAGAUGGAAGGUGAGAUCGAGCACUUGAAGGAAUUGUAUGAUGGGUGGUGCCCACAGGUCAAGGCUUUGAUCGAACGCGCAAGACCGGGCACAGUCACGAAAUGGAAAUUGAUGGAUUUACCCCCAUUGUCGAGAUGGCAUCGAGGCAAGUUGGUGUUGAUAGGAGAUGCUUGUCACCCAAUGUUGCCUUAUCAGGCCCAAGGAGCUUCACAAGCCAUCGAGGACGCCGCUGCCCUGGCACAGUGUCUACGACAGUUGCCUCUCUCAGACGUGGGUUCCGUAUUCCAACAGCUCAGAUACUCACGUGCCACUCAAAUACAAAAGUACGCUCGGGAACAGCGGGGCAAGAAUCAUAUGCUUGAUGGCCCGGAGCAAGAAGCUCGCGAUGCCGCCAUGAAGGAUGCCAGUGGAGGAGCCAGGGCUGCGUAUGCUUGGAGUUGGGCGGCUGAGGAUGGCGAACCCGCAAAACCUUGGAAUGAAGGAUUGUUCGGGUACGACGCAGAGGAGGAGGCCUUGAAAAGGAUCAGGAAACUUUGA
Fonsecaea multimorphosa CBS 102226 is the source of this 1512-nucleotide messenger RNA. RefSeq lists its product as uncharacterized. Bases 1 to 1512 code for a protein of 503 amino acids. Gene Ontology annotation, molecular function: monooxygenase activity; FAD binding. NCBI's taxonomy places the organism in Eukaryota, Fungi, Ascomycota, Eurotiomycetes, Chaetothyriales, Herpotrichiellaceae. The record is from RefSeq and is a predicted model, not a curated record. Gene Ontology annotation, biological process: secondary metabolite biosynthetic process. The transcript has 2 exons.